Eimeria mitis is the source of this 363-nucleotide messenger RNA. RefSeq names its product serine/threonine protein phosphatase, putative. NCBI's taxonomy places the organism in Eukaryota, Apicomplexa, Conoidasida, Eucoccidiorida, Eimeriidae. Gene Ontology annotation, cellular component: cytosol. Gene Ontology annotation, biological process: peptidyl-serine dephosphorylation; mitotic cell cycle. The transcript has 5 exons. Bases 1 to 363 code for a protein of 120 amino acids. The record is from RefSeq and is a predicted model, not a curated record. Gene Ontology annotation, molecular function: protein serine/threonine phosphatase activity.
AUGCAAAUGUUCAAAUGCGCGGGCACGUGCCCAUCGGUGAAUUUUCUUUUUUUGGGGGAUUAUGUAGACCGAGGGUUUAACUCUUUAGAGUGCGUGACCCUUGUCUUCUUGUUGAAGGUGCGGUAUCGCCACCGCAUCACCAUAAUCAGGGGAAACCACGAAAGCCGACAAAUAACACAAGUGUAUGGGUUUUUUGAUGAAUGCAUCCGCAAAUACGGCAACGCCAAUGUGUGGAAUCAUCUCACAGGAGUAUUUGACUACUUACCCCUCAGCGCCCUCAUUGAGGGACAAAUUUUUUGUCCCCAUGCUGGGCUGUCUCCGCAGCUCGAUUCUCUUGAUGCUGUGCGGGCUCUACAGAGGUAG